AUGAGUAGCAACCGCAAAAACUUCCGACGCCGCGCGGAUGACGACGAGGACGCCAACGGGGACGGCGGAAGCCACUCCAAGCCCUCCACCGCCACCUCUACGAAGACGAAAAGCCUAACGGUGCCCAAGCCCAAGUCGCCGCCGAGGCGUCAGGGGGCGAGCCGCCUCAGCUUCGCGGACGACGAGGACGAGGACGACGCCGAGGAGGGCCCAUUCGCGCAGCGCCGACGCCCCCCGACGGCCUCGGUGCGCCCGGCCCGCACGGCGUCCCCGGCCGCGGGAGCGCUCCACCGCCUCACGCCCGCCAGGGACCGGAUCAGGAGCUCGCCGGCGCCUGCCGUCGCUGCUGUGUCGGCGCCUAAGCCGUCCAACUUCCAGUCCCAUGCUGGGGAGUACACACCAGAGCGCCUCCGGGAGCUCCAGAAGAAUGCGCGCCCGCUCCCUGGGAGCCUCUUGCGUUCCCAACCGCAGACUCCGGCGACUGAGCCCCGGUCACAAAAGUUGGCUGGUACCCCUGCAAGUUCCACCCCAGCUACCACCACCGCAGCUGCAACAGAAACGGUGGUUAUUCUUAAAGGUUUGGUGAAACCUAUGUCCGAGGCCAGCAUUGGGCCAAGGAUACAGAAGCAUGACAAGGAGGAAGAUAAAUCUGAAGAAGAGGAGGAAGGAGAUGAAGAGGAUGAAGGGCCAGUGAUACCUGACCGUGCAACCAUUGAAGCCAUCAGGGCAAAGCGACAGCAGCGGCAGCAGCCAAGGCAUGUGGCGCCAGAUUAUAUCUCUCUUGAUGGUGGCGGUGUGCUGAGCAGCCGGGGUGGUGGUGGUGAGUCAAGUGAUGAGGAUGACAAUGAAACAAGGGAUCGGAUUGCAAUGUACACUGACAAGCCUAGUGAUGUCCCGAGGAGCACAAAAAGUGUAUUUGGUGGGAUCAGUAACAGGGGUCCUGCCACCAGUUUGGGGGAUCUCAGUGAUGGCAGCAGGAAGGUUGAUGAUGAUAGAGAUGAUGAUGACGACGAUGAAGAAGAGAGGAGAUGGGAGGAAGAGCAGUUCAGGAAGGGUCUUGGUCGGAGGAUGGACGAUGCUUCUACUCAGAGAUCAGCAAAUGGGGUACCAGCUGCUAUGCAGGUUCAGCCACAGCCGUUUGGAUACCCAGUGGGUUCCCAUUACCAGCCCUCCCUUAGUGGCGUUGUGCCUGCGGCAUCAGUUUUUGCAUCAGGAACUGCAGAUUUCUUGUCCAUCGCUCAACAAGCGGAUGUUGCAAAUAAAGCCCUGCAAGACAACAUCCGAAAGCUUAGGGAGACUCACAAGACAACAGUCGGUGCUUUAGUGAAGACCGACACACAUCUUAACGAAGCUCUUUCAGAGAUAUCAAGCCUGGAGAGUGGUUUGCAGGAUGCCGAAAAGAGGUUUGUCUAUAUGCAGGAGCUCCGUGAUUAUAUUUCUGUGAUGUGUGAUUUCUUGAAUGACAAGGCAUUUUUAAUAGAGGAGUUGGAGGAACACAUACAGAAAUUGCAUGAAAAUCGAGCUUUGGCUAUUUCUGAGAGGCGUGCGGCUGACCUAGCUGAUGAAUCAGGUGUGAUCGAAGCUGCUGUAAAUGCUGCAGUAUCUAUUCUUAGCAAAGGAUCAAGCUCAGCUUACCUGUCUGCUGCAUCAAAUGCUGCCCAAGCAGCAGCAGCUGCUGCUAGGGAAAGUUCCAACCUCCCACCUGAGUUGGAUGAGUUUGGCAGAGAUAUCAACAUGCAGAAGCGUAUGGAUCUUAAGCGCAGGGAAGAGAACAGAAGACGAAGGAAGACCCAGUCAGAGACCAAGAGAUUGGCAUCUGCAGUGAAGAAUAAGGACAUUGAGAAGAUUGAAGGAGAGCUAAGCACUGAUGAAAGUGACAGUGAGAGCACUGCUUAUGUUUCCAGCCGGGAUGAGUUUCUUAAGGCUGCUGACCAUGUGUUCAGUGAUGCUAAAGAGGAAUACUCGAGCCUUAGAACUGUCAAGGACAAGUUUGAAGGGUGGAAAUCUCAGUACCCCUCUGCAUACCGAGAUGCUCAUGUAGCCCUUAGUGCACCAUCUGUGUUCACCCCUUUUGUGAGACUGGAGCUCCUGAAGUGGGAUCCCCUCCAUGAAACAACCGAUUUCUUCGACAUGGAUUGGCACAAGGUUCUUUUUGACUAUGGUAUGCAAGAUAAUGAGAGUCCCUCAGGUUCUAAUGAUUCGGAUGUGGUUCCAGUCUUAGUAGAAAAGGUGGCUCUCCCUAUUUUACACCACCGUAUUAAGCACUGCUGGGAUGUAUUGAGUACCCAAAGGACUAGAAACGCUGUGGAUGCUAGUAAGAUGGUGAUCGGUUAUUUACCAACCUCAAGCAAGGAUUUGCAUAAAUUACUGGCUUCUGUGAGAAGCCGUCUAAUGGAGGCCAUUGCUGAUCUUUCAGUACCAGCCUGGGGAUCAAUGGUGACGAGGACUGUUCCAGGUGCCUCUCAAUAUGCUGCGUAUAGGUUUGGUGUUGCUGUACGUCUCCUUAAGAAUGUUUGCCUGUGGAAAGACAUCCUUGCGGAGCAUGUUGUUGAGAAGCUUGCUUUAGAUGAAUUACUGAAAGGGAAGAUUCUUCCUCAUAUGAAGAGUAUCAUCCUGGAUGUUCAUGAUGCAAUCACUAGGGCUGAGCGAAUAGCUGCCUCACUUUCAGAAGUUUGGCCUAAACAAAGUCAAAAGCUGCAGCCUUUUGUAGAUCUAGUGGUUGAGCUGGGAAACAAGUUGGAGAGGAGACACACGUCAGGCAUUAGUGAGGAAGAGACACGUGGUCUAGCUCGUCGAUUGAAAAACAUAUUGGUCAGUCUUAAUGAGUAUGAUAAAGCUAGAGCUAUUUUGAAGACGUUUCAGCUCAGAGAAGCCAUUUAG
Messenger RNA from Miscanthus lutarioriparius, 2880 nucleotides. The record is from the annotation of a GenBank genome assembly. Lineage: Eukaryota; Viridiplantae; Streptophyta; Magnoliopsida; Poales; Poaceae.